AUGAAGAACCCCCUGCCGCUCGCGGUCGUAUCCAUUAAGCUCGCCGUCCUAGCCACCCUAGCUCAUUUGGUGCGCACGGGUCAGCUUCUGGACGAUGGGCGAAGCUCGUUCUUCUUCCUCUACGCCGCAUCCUUCUUGUUCUAUGCCAUCUCGUCCCUACGCGACCCGUACGAACCAAGCCGAGCGAGGCGCGCCCAGCCCAGCUACCUAACGAGCCUCCUCAAAACGGUGUCCGGUUACCUCAAGUCUUGUCCCCUAGCAUACCUACCCAAUGAUGAGCGAGCUGCAUUCAAAGCGAGCUUAAGUGAACGCACCGGGGAACAUGGCCAAAGGAAAGAUGCACCAACAGCUGUUUCCAUCACACAUGAUGAGAUAACAUCAUCGGAUUCGUUAUCCUCCGAGACAGUCAGUACCAAUGGCAUUUACGAUUCACCCCACUUCCCCAAAUGCAGGAGAACUCGACAGCCUGACCAUUAUCCACCACAAGAACCACAACACAGUCAUUACAGAGAGAAGAAUGCAGAAAAAACAAAAGGGUGCCACCAUUCGGGGCGUCCACCGCAACCGCCGAGACAGCCCAGACCAACCCGAUGAGGAUCACCUCCCCUCCACGAACCAAACGAAGUACGCAUGUCGAGAAAGCACCCGAGUGGGGAUCAAAUUUGAAGGGAAGUCUGAUCUCCAAGCUGGGCGAAGAGUUUACCCCCCAUUGAGAAGAACCCCCCUGUGGCAUAACCUCCGUCUGAUUGCCCCCCUUGGGAUGAGAGCAAGCGUGAAUGAGAACGGCCCCUCUAAGUUCAAACCCCUUUCUGUGACACAACUACACCACGUGGGAUGCAACGCUGGAGAGAACCAUGAUGCAGGACCAACUCAUGUGAAAAAAACGAUAGGGGAUCCACUUAAACACACCCCAAUCAUAUGCUCUAUGCAUGUUAAAAUGAAGCCGUCCGCUAUCUUUCGCGUGCGAGGUGGUGAGGUAUACCAGUAUGGUACCCCACUCUCCUACUGCUAUGUGUGCGCCAUUGUGCAGGUAUACCAAAUGAACCCUCUUUGUUAUGACGCUUUCAUAUCCCUUCGGCAGAUCUUGCGAAGUAGGCACUGCAACGCCUGCCACAGGUGCGUGCGCACAUUCGACCACCACUGCCCAUGGAUCAAUAACUGCGUCGCAGAAAACAACAGAGCCUCCUAUUUAGUGUACCUCCUCUUUGAAGCCAUGACGGUUUUUCACGCACUUAGAUUACUCCUCCGAGUCCUUUUAAGGAUGCUUUUUGGAGAAAAUGGGUUCGUU
Messenger RNA from Plasmodium cynomolgi strain B, 1288 nucleotides. RefSeq names its product DHHC-type zinc finger protein. The transcript has 4 exons. The record is from RefSeq and is a predicted model, not a curated record. Lineage: Eukaryota; Apicomplexa; Aconoidasida; Haemosporida; Plasmodiidae. The coding region runs from base 1 to 594 and encodes 197 amino acids.